Molecule: messenger RNA, 1236 nt
Organism: Dichomitus squalens LYAD-421 SS1
Lineage: Eukaryota; Fungi; Basidiomycota; Agaricomycetes; Polyporales; Polyporaceae
Exons: 3
Coding region: 1-1056 (351 amino acids)
Biological process (GO): protein phosphorylation
Molecular function (GO): protein kinase activity
Source: RefSeq, a predicted model, not a curated record
AUGAACGGUCGCCAGCUUUUAUGUGUUGUUUCCGACUGUGUUUAUGCUCAUUCUAAAGCCGCGACAAAUCCGAAGACUAAGCUGUUGCAUCGCGACAUCAGCGGUGGCAACAUCCUCAUACUACCCAAGGUGUCCAAAGAGGAAGAUGGCACCCGUGCCUUGAAAUGGACGGGCAUCCUCGUUGACUGGGAAAUGUCCAAGCCCUUGCAGAAUACCGCGUCCAGACCCCGUCAGCCAGAGCGCACUAUUACUUGGCAGUUCCUCUCAGUCGCACUCCUAUCUCGCCCCAAGAUCGUAGAGAUCUGCGACGAACUUGAGAGCUUCCUCUACGUCAUCAUCUACUAUGCGGUUCGGUACCUCAGGUCGAACCUCGAUGGGCACGCCGUGGGAAACUGGAUUGACACCUUCUUCGAUUUGUAUGGCGUCACCGAUUCCGCCUACACUUGUGGGCAGGUCAAAAUCGAUACUAUCAAGCGGGGCACCCUCAUACUCUCCGACGACGAGGACCUCGAGUUCCACAGUCCCAUAGAUGAACUCCUGUCAAAGCUCCUGAUGUGGUUCCGCGCCCACUACAUUGUCACGAAACACAAGCGUCGGCAGGAUCAGGAGAAAGCUUUGCGCUACAACGCUGCCCUGCCCCCGGAUGGUGUUCCCCUCGGGAAGGCGAGGAAGCCUCGGCGUGAUGGCUCAGAGAUGACCAAUAGAGAAGACCGCAGCAAGCACGAACUUGUCGACUUUUCAAAGCCCACCGAGAUGGAAUACAAGUACGCAGAGUAUGUGCUCGAGCACACGCGGAUGAUGAAUCUCCUCGACGAUAUCGCGUACGAGCGGGAAUGGCUGUCAGGUGACAGGACACCUGAUCGUAUCCCCUCAGAUUGGGCGGCCCCUGUGAGGCCGGAGGGCCCUACGGUCCCGGCUUCGUUUGCCAGUAACCUGCACAAAAAGCCGAAGAUUAGCAGAGAGGACGGUAUGGUGACGAUGCCUCCCUUCCCGUUCGCGCACGCGAACAGUACUAUACCCAAGACCCCAGAGAAGAAGCGUGUCUCCCGGGCAUGAAGUGGUGAUGAUCGUUUCAACGAGGUGUAUGUCCUCUGAAUGUACUAUACUCUUGAGUUUCGCUUCCCUUACGUCUCCCUACCAUCCGUGUCUGAUUGCAUACUAGCACUGACCUGUAUAUCUGUCGGAUCCUUGAGUUAUGCUUCUGUUCCAUUUCCGCUACUUAGUUCCACACUUUGC